CUCCGGCAUGUGCGCAUGUCCGUGCACGUGGGCGCGCGUGUAUGUUUGUGCACGCGAGUCACUGCGCAUGCGCGGUGCCGUGCGCGUGCCCGAGGAGCGCCGGACGUGGCAGCGGCGGGAGCGAUGCGGACGGUGCCCUCGGGGCCGAGCGCGGGGCUGUGGCUGCUGCUGACGGUGGCGCUGGCGGCGAGCGGCGGCUCGGAGCAUCCCCGGCUCCGCGAGUCCGUGCUGCGGGACCUGGCCCGCGGCAAGGUGGAGACCUGCGGUGGGUGACGGCUGAACCGCCUCAGGGAGGUGAAGGCGUUCGUCACCCAGGACAUACCGCUCUACCAUAACCUGGAGAUGAAACACCUGCCUGGCGCUGACCCUGAGCUUGUGCUCCUCAGCCUCCAGUAUGAGGAGCUAGAGAGAAUUCCCCUGAGCGACAUGACCCGGGAAGAGAUCAACCAGCUGAUGCAGGAUUUGGGCUUCUACCGCAAGGAGACACCUGAUGCCCCUGUGCCAGAGGAGUUCCAGUUCGCCCCUGCCAAGCCUCUGCCAAUACUGCUGCCCCCCCAAGCACCCACCGCUAAUGGCAAGACCCCAUCCAAACAUGACAAGGAAGAACAUCCAGACCUCUAGCAAGGAGUGCCACACUUGGGGCAGGGUCCUGCAGCCAGUCCCGUGUAGGGAAUGAGGGUGCUAUGGCAGCUGGGGAUGGUGUCAAAGGGUGGCAAAGAUUUUUUUCCCCCCACCCUUCUUGGUGCUGGGUAGCCUCUUCUGCCCCAAGGAUGUCCCAGGCACAUCCAGCCUCAAGCAGGCACUUCCUGGACACUUGAGGGCAUUCUGAGGGUCCUGUGUUGCUGGCUGAUGCCCUCCCAUCCUUGGAGCCCAUUAUCCCUGGCCUGUUGGGAGGAGCAGCUUUCCUUGCAGUCCCUUGCUGUGCCCAGGGGUUUAGCUGCUCUCAGCACUGGGCAGCAGUAUCCUGCCUGCAUGGGACAGGAUGAAGCCCUCAGCAGAAAGCACUAGGUGCUAAGGGUAGAUGUGCUGAGUCCCAAAGGUGGGAGAGCUGCCCCAAGAAGAGCACAGCACAACCCACAGCAGGGUUAUCAUAUCCAGCUCCUAGUAAAGCUUUUAUUUGCAGUCA
Messenger RNA from Poecile atricapillus (Black-capped chickadee), 1126 nucleotides. RefSeq names its product selenoprotein M (gene SELENOM). Gene Ontology annotation, cellular component: endoplasmic reticulum lumen. Gene Ontology annotation, molecular function: oxidoreductase activity. The record is from RefSeq and is a predicted model, not a curated record. NCBI's taxonomy places the organism in Eukaryota, Metazoa, Chordata, Aves, Passeriformes, Paridae. The transcript is spliced from 5 exons.